This is a messenger RNA of Magnolia sinica, 1085 nucleotides long. RefSeq lists its product as uncharacterized. The transcript has 4 exons. The coding region runs from base 136 to 594 and encodes 152 amino acids. Lineage: Eukaryota; Viridiplantae; Streptophyta; Magnoliopsida; Magnoliales; Magnoliaceae. The record is from RefSeq and is a predicted model, not a curated record.
AACCCACUCUCCCAAUUCAGUUCUCUGCAACUCGUUUAUUAUUAUUAUUUUUUUCCUUUCCCUUUUCUUCUCAUUUCAUCUGAAAAGCUAGGGUUUUGGAAAUACGCCGGAAUUUCGGUGUAAAUCCCUCUCCAUAUGAUAAGCAUGGAACACCAGCAGGCAUGGAGGUUGAGAUUCUCCUUCAGGAACGCUACAAUCCUUGUCUGUUUCUUCAAUCUCGUCGCCGUCCUCCUCCUCCUCCAAGGAUUCAUCAGCGUUUCCAACAGGAGAAUUUCUAGAAACCAGCCCGAUCCAGGCCAACUGAGGUAUGUCAUGGAGGCUGAAGAAUUGCGCCGUGCGAUGGAGCCAUUGGAACUGAUCAAAAGAGUAAAGGAAAUUCAGCAAGAAGCAUACACAGAACCAGAGACAAUAGUGCAACAAAAAUCUUCGAAACAGACCGCUGCAGUUGAUCUUUCAAAGAGGCUGCAGGAUUUUCGUGCUAUGAAUGAUGCUAACAGCAAAAAAGCUCUUGAAGAAUGGCGUAAACGGAAGAUGGAUCGAGCAAGGCAACGUGAAAUUGAGAAAAAUGGAACAGUCAGCACCGCCCAAACCUGAUAUCCGUUGCCUGUUUCAAGUUUGACCCAGUGGGUGCUUGUUAUUCAUCUCAUUUAUUAUUGUAUAUUUCCAUCCAUUGUCGAACUGCGAAGACUGAAAUAUCUAUUUAGGGCCUGUUUGGUAGAGAUGCCUAAAAGUAAGUUCAUCUCGUUUUAGUUAAUCGCAAAUACAACUUUUUUUUUCUUCUUGCAAGGAUUAAAAAAUAAUCAUGACAACCAAAAUCGUGAUUUUUAAUGCAUAAUUAUGAUUAAUUAAAAUGAGAUGAACUCAUUUUUAAGUGUGCAAGUGUGUCUGUAAAAAAAAAAAGAAAAAAGAAGUCAGUUUUAAGUGGCACCUGAACUGGCUCUUAGAACCUUGAUCCUUUUUAGGGGUUUGAUGACCACCCUUUGCGCUUAGACACUGUAGUUUGAGUCCUCUAUGCAUUAUAUUAGUCUGUUGUUAAUUUUGUAAUUUCAACUUAUAAAGAGUUUAUGCAUUUCAGCCUACACUGU